Messenger RNA from Nicotiana tabacum (common tobacco), 756 nucleotides. RefSeq lists its product as uncharacterized. NCBI's taxonomy places the organism in Eukaryota, Viridiplantae, Streptophyta, Magnoliopsida, Solanales, Solanaceae. The record is from RefSeq and is a predicted model, not a curated record.
AUGGAUGCUUUCGAUUUCGGUAGUGAGAAAAUAGAAAACAGAGUGAUUCUGAUAUUCCACAGUUUCAAAAGCAUUACGAAGCUUUUUCGCAUCGUUGAGUUCUGUGUUGGAGUUUUUGUGCUCUUAUGGAGCUCUACUCGGUUGCCUUUUGCCGUCAAAAUCUCCGGCGAAUAUUUCCGGCAACUUAUCUCCAUAAUACUUAGCCCUCUCUUCAUUUUCCUUAUUUGCAACGUCAUCGUCCUCACUCUCCUCUUCAAGUCCGGCCGACUCUUCGGAGAUUCCUCCUCAACUCUCUGUGCUAGCGCCGAAGCCGAACUCUACGACUCAUUCGUCGAAAAGGAAGAGUGCUCCGGCAAUUUCACCGCCGGUAACUCGUCUUCGCCGCCGGAACCGGAAGAGAUUGUCUACCAAGACAAACAGACUGUAUUGGAAGUGAAUACUCGGACAAUUUUUGAACCCGAAGAAACAGAAACGGUGACGGAGAAGGCAUUUUAUUCACAAGUUCCACGGAGAACUAAAUCGGAGAAGUUUGAAAGAGGAAGUUAUAAUAAGGAAAUAAGCGGAAAUAAGCUUCGUAGAUCGGAGACGGAGAGAUGCCGGAAAAUCGAUAAUUCCGGUGAUCCGUCGGAAACGGUGUAUCCAGUGGAUGAAUUAAGCAAUGAGGAGUUUCAGAAAGCCAUUGAGGAUUUCAUUGCUAAGCAAAUCAAAUUUCAUCAGGAAGAGAAGUUGGCUAUUGUUCUUCAUAGCCAACCAUAA